Trametes versicolor FP-101664 SS1 is the source of this 2598-nucleotide messenger RNA. RefSeq lists its product as uncharacterized. The transcript is spliced from 13 exons. The record is from RefSeq and is a predicted model, not a curated record. Bases 1 to 2400 code for a protein of 799 amino acids. NCBI's taxonomy places the organism in Eukaryota, Fungi, Basidiomycota, Agaricomycetes, Polyporales, Polyporaceae.
AUGGGCGGCCGUGAGAGCCCCGCAUUCUUCUGCGCUGCUUUCCGACUUAGUAAUGUGCGCGCGAGCGCAGACCACGCCCCCGCCGCGGGUCCUCUUCGUCACGCAGUGACUCUCCACGACCGCACUGUUCGCUUCCCAGGCUCCCUCUUGUACGUUCUCGCGGUCUCCGCCGCGACCCUGUGCAUGGCAGACCGCGCGCCCCGUCGCGAGUACUUUCGGACAAAGGACACUCUCGAAUGGAAGAAUCCGAGUGUGCUGAACAGACGCAGCUCCUGGAGCGUGCGCGGGAUACGGCCGAACUUGGUCUCGCGCGUCGACCCUGUCUCUGUCAUCACAAAGGGACUCUUCACGUGCAACGCGCUCAGAGUAGCAGGUCCAGGGCCCAUGCACGAACUGGGCGCGGCCGGUGGAUUAUAUCUGACGUCUCGGCGCGCGCGGGCGCACCGCCUGUCUCCUAACAGGAAAAUCGCCUGCGGUUACUUUGUGCCCGACGGUGCGGACACCGACGCUAUCGUGCGCCUUGGACGGCAGAUCGCGCCGAGGCCGAUUCUUCUCGGGGACUUAACCUGUCGACUCAGCACCGGGUCGCUCGGUUGCAAGGUACGCUGCUCGGCCCAAUUGGCAGAUGCCCGAACCGAUCUCGGUCCCUCGAUGUCCCCAGCACCAACGGUGUGGACGGGGUCCAUGGCCGGCGCUGGCAGUCCCGGUCUCCUCGUGCCAGGCAAAGAUGGCGGAGGCGAUCUGCGGGGCCUCGAGAGCGCCUGGGGCCCGAUCUUCCGCGCGGUGCAGACCGUUGCGGUGCCGCUCAUCCUCGCCUACGUCGUUCGCUUGUUCUGGCCUGAGCAGACCGUCGAAGAGACUCCGGGUUCCCUCUACCGGCCGCUGCUAGCCGAUAUCGACUUCGUUCCCAGAACGCUGCCUGUAACCUUCCGUGCCGACGUUCCCGAACUCGCCCCCUACGAACGCGUCUCCGUCGUGCAAAACAGCACUGGGCCUGCCGACACUACUGCCGUGAUACUAAACUGGUCGCGCUUCCCGAACGUCUUGCUUAUCACUUCUCUGCUCUGCGGACCUUGGCUGGACAACACCAUUGCACAGGUGUACAUAUGGAACAACCACCACAAGCCGCUCUCCUAUGAAGACUUGAAGAACACCGGCUGCCCGCGCUCGAAGCUGCGCAUCCACAACGCGCCCGCGAACAAGCUCUUUCAGGGGCGCUACCUCGCGUGCGCCCAGGCUGAUACACCGUACUGCUUCAUCCAAGAUGAUGACUUCCUGAUCCGCUCAGAGAUCAUUCAAACACUCCGCGCACGCAUCGCAGAGCCAGGCGCAUCUGGAGCUAUACACCUGCUGCCGCCGGACCAGCAUCUUUCGACGGCGCUGCGCGAGGUCCACGUUAGGUCGCCGGAUGCAUCCCAUCUCGCGGACAUCCACACCUCCUUCGCUUGGUUAGGCUACGGGGCGAUGCUGCGCCGGUCCGAGGCCCAGCGGUUCCUCAAUCUCAUGCGAUAUCUUAGGGCCGCCGAUGAUGAGAUGAAAAUGGCGGACAACUUCUUUACCAUCCUGAGCAACCGCGUGCCCGAGGUGUGGUUCGACCAGAACUUUGAACUCGGCGGAGGUCACGCCUUUACGGUCGGCUCGGAAGGCGAUGAGCGGAACAAGGACUAUACGCUCAGGGCCACGCGAUACCUGGAGUCGCUGACACACUGUGGCCAUGCCUCAUGCGACGAUUCUACGGUCGACAAAGACCUGCCACGGCCCAGGCCGCCAUACGUGACCCUCGACGGGCCAUAUACCCCUUCCGGGCAGACCCACGCAGCAUGCCGUGGGUCCGCAUGUGUCCUGGAAACUAAUAUCCGUUUAGCACCCGAGACUAUCUCUCAUUUCGCCACGAACGUCAACGAUAUCUUGACCCUCGAACGCCGCAACUCCGACAUCUUAGGCGAGGCCGGGAAGUCCAAUUACCUCGAGCACGCGCCGUCCAACGCCGUCGACUUGAAAGCCGAGACGGUGUUCCGGAGCUUCGCACACGCCGCGGAGGGCGACACGCUCUCGCUCGACAUUCUCACGGACAUCAGCGACGCGCGCGAAUGGACAGCGGUCGAACUUGUGUGGCUCGUGGGCGCCGCCACGGAGGACAUCCUGCAGGCGUGCACGUUCGAGUGGUCAUCUGACAACGUCACCUGGCACGCCGCCGCACAUAACCCCAUUUGCUACGCCACCACUCGUGAGGCGAAGAUCGGGGACGAACAGGUGCCGCUGAGCGAGUGUAGCGUGCAAAUGGUGCUCGGCUCUAGUGCGCUGCACCUGCGGGCGACCGGCCGCUAUUACAGGGCUCGGCUGGGUGAAGACAAGUCGGCGAGAUGGGUGGUGGCGGAGGUGUGGCUGCGGGGUCUGUAGGAUGGCAACAGACAAUCAUUGGAUAUAGACGUGCCGGAGGAUUUAGAUGUAGGCCAUGGAUGUCGGAGGACCUCUCGACUUCGCCGGUCGCUGCAAUGCUCGCUGCUCGCGUGCUAUUGGGUAGAUAAGAAGGGCGCUGUUAACGCGUGUUUAUAAUUUGCUUUGCGACACUCUUGAUAUUAUUAGCGGACGUAUUAG